Sinocyclocheilus anshuiensis is the source of this 1731-nucleotide messenger RNA. RefSeq names its product dymeclin-like. The annotation marks the transcript as partial. The transcript has 13 exons. Gene Ontology annotation, cellular component: Golgi apparatus. Gene Ontology annotation, biological process: Golgi organization. The record is from RefSeq and is a predicted model, not a curated record. Lineage: Eukaryota; Metazoa; Chordata; Actinopteri; Cypriniformes; Cyprinidae.
CGGCGAGGUGAGACGUCACGAGCGUCAGUGGCGACGUGGAGACGCAGAGCUAAUAGAGUCAAUACAGCCUCAAUUUCCACUGUCAAAAACGCUCUACUGGACAUUUAACAUCACUAAUUACAACUCGUUUACUUUCAUUCGUCUGAGAACACAUAGGCACCUGUCUAGAGAACCGCGAGUAGCUUUUGUGAGGCGUUGUCUAAUCUGACAUUCAUCAGGUUUUGCUCGGCUGAUGAUGAGGCUCUGAGGAAGUCUCUGGUGGUUUCCGGGGGCGAUGGGUGCAAACACCAGUCAGGUGAGCGACCUGUCAGAGAGCCAGAGCAUCCGCACUCUGAUUGGUCCAGACGCCAUAUCAGAGAAUGAGCCCUUCUGGAACCAGCUGAUCUCAUUCACCUUUACCAGCCCCACCUGCAGUGCUGAUGCUAAGCUCCUGGAGGAGGCUGUCGUCCCGCUGGCCAAGACUCUGAUUCAGAACAACCCCAGGUCCGGGAACUUCGGUGCGUUGGUGAGAGUUUUUCUCAGCAGAACCAAAGAACUGAAGAUUUCCACAGAAUGCCAAGAUCAGUUGUUCAUCUGGCAGGCCCAUAAUGCUUUGUUCCUGGUGCGCUGUUUGCUGAAGGUCUUCAUCAGGGAGAAUGAAGAAGAGCUGCACUUACAGUUCUCCUACCAGGAGAGGGCGCCGGGAACCUACGAUUCCAUCUGUGAGGAUCUUCUGGAGGAGCUGGUCUGUAAUUUGGUGCAUCUCAUCGUCGAAGUGCCGCUUCUUGACAUCACCUACAACAUCCUGUUUGAAGCUGUGACCACCCUUCUGGUGCUGCUGUCCUAUCAGCUCUUCCAUAAGGAGGUUCUGAAGGAGGGGCUUAUUUACAACUACCUGACCAGAGGACGAUGUCUGUCUCUGACGAGUCGUCUGGUGAAGACGCUGCUGUAUAACUUCAUCAGACAGGAGAAAUGUCCUGCCGCCACACACGUGUUGCAGACGCAGUCAGACGGAGGAGGCCUGCUGUACGGACUCGCAUCAGGAGUCGCCAGUGGGUUGUGGAGCGUGUUCACAUUAGGCGGAGUCGGCAGCAGGCCGGGGGUGGAGCAAGAUCAGAACCCUCUCCCGCUGUCCAAUCAGAGUCUGUUAUUACUGCUGGUUCUGGCCAAUCUGACCGACGGCCCGGACUGUCCGAACCCUUACCGCCAGGCUGUUACCUGCUUCAAAAACACUCAAGAUUCCUCAUCCAUCCCGUCUCCUCAGCCUCACACGUUUCAGAUCAACUUUAACAGUCUGUACACAGCGCUGUGCGAGCAGCAGAAAUCAGACCAGGUGACGUUACUGCUCUACAUGCUACUGCACCAGAACAGCAACAUGAGGACGUACAUACUGUCCCGCACGGACAUGGAGAACCUGGUGUUGCCGAUUCUUGAGAUCUUGUAUCAUGUCGAGGAGAGAAACUCUCAUCAUGUGUACAUGGCCCUCAUCAUCCUCCUCAUUCUCACGGAGGACGAAACCUUCAACCGCUCCAUACAUGAAGUGAUAUUGAAGAACAUCUCAUGGUAUACGGAGCGCGUUCUAACGGAGAUCUCUCUGGGCAGCCUGUUGAUCCUGGUUGUGAUUCGGACCAUCCAGUUCAACAUGACACGGACCAGGGAUAAAUACCUCCACACGAACUGCCUGGCUGCCCUAGCCAACAUGUCGGCCCAGUUUCGUAACCUACACCAGUACGCCGCCCAACGAAUAAUAAG